Polychytrium aggregatum is the source of this 2630-nucleotide messenger RNA. RefSeq lists its product as uncharacterized. Bases 324 to 2513 code for a protein of 729 amino acids. NCBI's taxonomy places the organism in Eukaryota, Fungi, Chytridiomycota, Chytridiomycetes, Polychytriales. The transcript has a single exon. Gene Ontology annotation, biological process: proteolysis. The record is from RefSeq and is a predicted model, not a curated record. Gene Ontology annotation, molecular function: zinc ion binding; metallocarboxypeptidase activity.
GCUCAUCACACACCGUCAAGUGGAUAUAAUCAUUUCCCUGUGUGGGGCGAAGUAUCCAGCACAGCGAGCGAACAGGCAAGGUCGCUGGUUUGGGUACCGAUCCAAGCCGUCCAGCCAGAUCGAUCAGCAUCAACCGAUGUGAAGGUGUCCCGGUUCAAAUCAAGUUCGCUGUAACGAGCGCCAAUACCAAUCACGAAUACGUCAUUUGCACACAAUCCACACCGUCGGGCCAUUCACAUAUUUCGAGUAACCUGCUUCGGAUAAGCCGCCUCUCCUCUUCACCGCCAGCCCCGUUGGCCUCUGCGUCCCAUCGUUCUGUCGUGAUGAAGGUCCAGAUCGACGAGUUCGAGUUUGACUCGGACUUUGACUCCGGCAACCUCGAAAGUGUUGUUGAUCCGCUGGGCGGCGCUGGUCUCGAGGACUCGUCUGCGGCCCCUUUUCCGGCGACGAAGGGAACCCGGCGAUUUGUUCUGUUCACACGGCCCGAUGGCGCCGAGGAAGGCGCAACCCUGUCAUCUAGCGACAAGAACAGGACAUGGUUCCACUUUUCCGUUCGGCUCGCAUCUGGCCCAGAAGUCUGCAGCGAGAAUCGUUCGGAUGCGAGCGCUGGCCCCAAGAAAACAUUGUCCUCGCCAGCCAAGGGAGCAUCGGCCAGGCGAAUGCUUCCGAGUCGGGGUAGCGACUCUCUCACUCGCCUUACAAAGCCCGUCCAGUUGAUCUUUCCGAACCUGAACAAGGUCCAGAAGCUCUUUGUGGCAGGGAUGCGGCCAUUCUUCCGCCGGGACGGCGACGGAGGCUGGAAGCGGAUCUCACGGGCCCCGCUCUUCAAAGCAUUCGACUCGGGCAUGCGGCUCUGCUUCGAGUUUGACUUCUACGAGGCAAUGUCCUCGACAGAGCUGCAGCAGCUCCCGCGCAUUGAUAUCAAGUACUACUUUGCAUACGGGAUGCCGUACUCGUGUGCUGAUCUCCAUCUCCGACUGAACUGCCUCGAUGCAUUGUUCAAGGCCCACAACCCAAAGGCUGUCCCGAGCCUGCCCUCGAUCACUCAGACGGUGAGAAAGUCCAUCCAAGACACACACGCCUCGAUCGAUCGUCUUGGAAAGACUGCUGGCACAACCGCGGAGGUCGGCAGCCUCUACUGGCAUCGCGAUACUUUGGCCGAAUCGAUCGAAAAACUCCCGAUCGAGGUUCUGACAAUCACGUCCACUGAGGACAUGCUCGAGAUUGAAGAGGAUUGCCGCAUCCAAGGGCUCUUCCCUGACAGGGCUAUCCCAAGAGCCAAGCGAUUUCUGAUGGCAAACGAGCAGAAUCAGAGACCAUCACUCGACGGCGGCGACACCGGCGAUUCCUCAGGAUCCCACAGCACCAGUCCUGCCAGCGACAGCAACUCGAGCCGCACUUCGCGAUCCUCCCGCCGCGACAUUCCGGUUGGCAAUCGCAAGUCCCGGACUAAGCAAGGCGCCAAGGCCGCUGGGAAGCGGUUCGUGUUUGUGAGCGGACGGGUGCAUCCUGGUGAAGCGGUGGCCAGUUACAUGUUGGACGGGUUUCUCGGCUUUAUUAUCUCGGCCGAUCCUCGAGCCAAGCUCCUGAGGAGCAUGUUUGUUUUCAAGAUCGUCCCGAUGCUGAACCCGGACGGUGUGCGCCUGGGCUGCUAUCGUGGCGAUGGUCGUGCAGUUAACCUCAAUCGAGUCUACGACGACCCGGACCCAGUGCUGCAUCCGACCAUCCACGCAACGAAGCAGUAUAUCGGCUACCUGUCGAUGCUUGGGUCGAUCGCAUACUAUUUCGAUUUUCACGGCCAUGCCAACAAAUUCGGGUGCUUUCUGUUUGGCAACCGGCUCCCGUUGCUCGACGACCGCAUUCAAUCCUGGAUGUUUGCUCGGUGCAUGGAGCUCAACUGCCCGCAGUUUGACAUUCAAAAGUGCGAGUUUCUGCGCUACGAAGCCCCGGAUUCGGCCGGAAGCGCACGCUCUCUCCAAGAACGGAGCGACAAUAUGAACCGCGACCGAAGCGGCCGGGCGGUCAUGUUCCGCGAGUUUGGGAUCGUCCAUAGCUAUACGAUCGAGGCCAACUACCACUGCUGCCAGAAGCCGACAAGGGUGACUCCACGACGGAUGCGGGAUGCUGGCUUGUCAAGUCCACCGGUAUAUCCGAAAGCAAUAUUGGGCAAGGGAUGGUCUGUUGACGAGCUGGAAGGCAUGGGCAAGGCCGUAGCCAUCUCGAUCUUGGACACGGCAAGAGCAAACCCAUACACCCGCGUUUCUUGGCCAACGGCACAGACCUGGGCGAGGGAACAAGCCAUGGCAAUGUCCAAAGAGCCAAGUUCGGGAGGCUCCAGUUCGUCGUCGCUCGUGUCGAUCAGCUCCAUCGGGUCCGAGGCGCCAUCGCCGCGGGAGCGCCCUGACGGAGAUUCACUGCGGAUCAGCGUUCGACUAAAGUCCAUCAAUCUGAAUGACCAGUACUCGAAGCGGCCUGCAGACCCCUCCCGAGCAGUACCAGCGCUGCAACGAUGAAUGUGCGCGAGUCGGGAUCAAGAGCGCAUGCAGAAGUACAUGUUAGUGGCAGCAGCCGCAGAUGAGGGUAACAUCUCCAGCGUGGAGUACGGCAGGUUGUCGCCAGCAAGUAUGUGC